Molecule: messenger RNA, 1926 nt
Organism: Nicotiana attenuata
Lineage: Eukaryota; Viridiplantae; Streptophyta; Magnoliopsida; Solanales; Solanaceae
Product: inositol-tetrakisphosphate 1-kinase 3-like
Exons: 10
Coding region: 437-1456 (339 amino acids)
Biological process (GO): inositol trisphosphate metabolic process
Cellular component (GO): cytoplasm
Molecular function (GO): inositol-3,4,5,6-tetrakisphosphate 1-kinase activity; inositol-1,3,4-trisphosphate 5-kinase activity; inositol-1,3,4-trisphosphate 6-kinase activity
Source: RefSeq, a predicted model, not a curated record
CAGCUAAUAACACACACACCCAAGCAAUGUCUAUCACUUCUCAAAUCUCUACGCGUGUAUCCCCAUUUCUCUCUCCUAUAUAUAACCGACCCCCUUCUGCUCUUUCUUUCUCUCCUUUCAUUUCCGGCAUCUUCUAAAGCAAAGAACUUUCCCCACACUUUUAUCGCCAUUUCAAGAAUCCUUUUAAGAUAACCCAAGCUACAAAACGUAAAAAGAUCACAGCUUUUUCUUUUUCUUUUCUAUUUGGGUUUUCUGGGGUUCAAAGAUCUUAACUUUUUCUGUUUUUGUUUCUGGAAUUAAAGAUUAGUCCAUUUGUGAUACUGGUAUUAAAGAUUUAAACUUUUAAAAAAAUCUUUUUUUAUUAUUUUGGAUUAAUUUGCUUUCGUGAAUUGGUUGGUGUAAUAAUAAGGAGAGUGAGAUUUGUGGGUUAAGGGGGAUGAGGAUGAAGGGUGAAAUAGUUGGGUACAAGAGGGAAGUGGAAGAGGAGGAAGAAAUUAACACAGAGGAAAAUCAAACAGAAAUGGUAGGUGGUGGGUUAGUACAGUCUAAGAAAACUGUAGUGGUGGGUUAUGCUCUUACCUCCAAGAAAACUAAGAGCUUUUUGCAGCCUAAGCUUGAAUGUCUUGCUAGGGCUAAGGGAAUAUUAUUUGUUGCUAUUGAUCAGAGCAAACCCCUGUCAGAUCAAGGCCCUUUUGACAUUGUGCUCCAUAAGUUGUCAGGAAGCAAGUGGCGGCGCAUUCUUGAGGAAUAUAGGCUAACACAUCCAGAUGUCACAGUCCUCGACCCUCCAGAUGCCAUACAGCAUGUAUACAAUCGCCAAUACAUGCUUGAAGAUGUUGCAGACCUGAACUUGUCGGACAGCUACGGGAAAGUUGGUGUUCCAAGGCAACUGGUUAUUGAGAAAGAUUCUUCAUCUAUUUCAGAUGCAGUGAGUAAAGCUGGUCUGAGACUUCCUCUUGUUGCAAAGCCUUUGGCUGCUAAGUCCCAUGAGUUGUCGCUAGCCUAUGAUAAGUUCUCUCUUCAGAUGCUUGAACCCCCACUUGUCCUACAGGAAUUUAUCAACCAUGGAGGAAUUCUGUUUAAGGUAUACAUUGUCGGGGAAGCAAUUAAGGUUGUUAGACGAUUCAGUUUACCUGAUGUUAGCAAACGUGAGCUGUCAAAAAACCCUGGGAUUUUUCGAUUCCCAAGGGUUUCUUGUGCUGCUGCAUCUGCUGAUGAAGCAGAUUUAGACCCUUGUGUUGGGGAGCUUCCUCCACGACCAUUACUUGAGAGGCUUGCUAAGGAACUUCGGCGCAGACUGGGUCUCCGGCUCUUCAACCUGGAUAUAAUUAGGGAGCUUGGGACCAAAGACCGAUUUUACGUCAUAGAUAUUAAUUACUUUCCUGGUUAUGGGAAAAUGCCAGAAUAUGAACACAUAUUUACUGAUUUUCUCCUGAGCCUGGUGAAGCAGAAAUAAUGAGGAAUUGAGAAAUCCAUUUCUUGCUUAACUAUAAUUUCCGGGGAAAAUAUCAUAAGGAAUUCUAUCCACCCGCCAGUACGUGGAGAGGGAUAGAACUGAUUACUGUGCAAUUCCUAAAAGCUGGUAGGAGAUGCGGUGGUGAAGUGCAGAGAAGCUCCAUUAGCAAGAAUGCUGGAUGAAGGUUGCUCUUUGGAAACUCGCCCGUUGUACACAAAUCCAAUUUCUGACCUUGGGGAUCCAGCUUAGUUUCCGCUAUCUUUUUUGCUUCUUCUUUUGGGGGGCAUAAAGCAGUUCUAUUUUCUUUUGGUUGGGGUGGAAUUUUGUAGGGAUAGCCCUGCUGUGUCUGCAUUCUCGGAUGGGUGUUUACAAGCUGUGCCACCUUGUAAAAAUGCCUUUUACAGUAGGAACAUACAUGUACAUUCUUGACUUUUCUGUUCUACUCCAACUCUUGGAGAAGUUUGGUCUUU